AUGCGCUAUUUCGCAUUGUUUUCGUGUCAGGACGAUUUCGAAAUAACUUUAAAAUACGUAGAAUAGUGCCAUAAAAAUAAAGAAGAUAGUAAAAAUUUAUAUUAUAGAUAAAAUCUUCGUAUUACUUCGCAAAAAUGGCUUGAAAACUGUGAGAUAAUACAGAAAAAUACAAAAAAAGUUUCUUUUUCCGCCUUUCGUAUAAAAAAGAAGCGCAACCUGCACUUUCGGACGCAGCUCGUCUAAUAAAUAAAAUAAAAAUUUGUUCGACAAAAUUUUGUUUUCUUCACAACAUUAGCUGUCCAGAAGAGCUGACCACAAUAAAAAAGGUUUGUAAAGUAUAUUUAUUUUAAAUCUUUGGUUUAAGCCUAAAAUAUCUUUUUAAAGUCUAAUUUCAACGUUUUUCAGGCACCACAUGACCGGUCGAUAAAUAUGGGUACCCCUUUCAAAUCCAAGUUCUUCUGUGUUCCAGCCAAACAUAAAUCAGAAGCCGGAAAGUAUUUUGUCUAUUGGAAGGCGGAUGAAAACGUUUUUGGAAUAACAGAUCUUGAAGGUCAUGUGUAUGAACAAACGCUUGAUAAACGAACACGACAGACGCUAAUGAAGAAUUGUGGUGACGAACUGUUGGACAUUAAAUGGCUGUAAGUUACUUUUGUCUUGUCUGUUUGUGUGAUUUUAGGGUCGAUUUGUCAUGAACGACUAAUAUAUUGUUAAUGUUUGGAGUAAACUUUAUUUAUCCAAGAACUCUGUUAAAAUCUUCAGAAUUCAUGAACUUUUGCACCUAAAUCUGAAGAUCUACGAAGCUUUGGAUUCAAACAUAAAUUAUUUUUUACUCUUUGUACUCUUUUACCUUUUGUAAUUACCUUUUUCCGCAUGUAAAUUGAAAUUUAAUUCAGAGCUGCUUUUAAGAACAAAGCCUUCAAAAUUCAUAAGAUGGACGAUGCCAAAGCAGAGAUUGGGUACUUAAGUGGGAAGUUAUCGAUAGAAAGAAGCAAUGCCGAUCCUAAGGAGAUCGUUUCCAACAUAAUAUUGAAGCUUUUGGAGGAUCGGGAGGAACUUGAGGUAAGUUAAUCUAUUUUUUACUUCAAAAUUUUGUUCUUUGGUUCAGAAUUGGAGUUGAUAGCAUAAAACAAGUUUGAAUUUAAUUUUUUGAACCUAUAAACACUGUUUGUUGCAUUUUACUCCUAAAAUGUUUUACUUUUAUGAUUGUUAAAUUUUGUUGCAGGAAUACGUGAAUACGAUAAAAACCGAAUCUGUGGAUCCGGUGAAACGAUGGAUACGAAAGGCAGUUGUAAGUUGGUUUCUUUACUUUUAUUCUCUUUUGAACUGUAAUGUGGGCUUACGGCUGAAAUUUUAAGCUUAAUAUGAAAUUUUUGAUUAAAAAUCUAUUUUUAGGCUUAAAAAUGAAAUUUAGGCUUAAAAAUUGCUCUUCAUGAAAAAAAACUACUGUAAAAUGACAAGAUCACGGGUUCAUCUGGUACUUUGUUUUAUCAUCGCUAAAGUUGUUAAACGAUUGAUAAAAAGCUGUUUUGUUGACUGACAGCCAAACCGUUUGAUAAAAAUAACGUAAUUGUCCUCUAGAUCGAAGAAAUAUUGAUGAUCGAGUUAAAAAUGACACUUUUCAGACGACAACACAAGAUCCGAUGAAUAAAAACCGUCGGAUACGUUUCCUACCUAACAAACCGUCCGUUUCCACGCCGGAGAAACGUGUGAAAACCGAAGAGAACUCACAAGAAUAG
Messenger RNA from Bursaphelenchus okinawaensis, 1736 nucleotides. The record is from the annotation of a GenBank genome assembly. Lineage: Eukaryota; Metazoa; Nematoda; Chromadorea; Rhabditida; Aphelenchoididae.